AUGAAAGUGAUUGGGAAACUAAUAAUGUGGAUUAAGAUGCUAUGGUUGUUAUAUUUUGUCCAUCCUGGUGUGUGCAAAUGUGACUUAAGGUAAAAUGAUUGCUUUCACAUCGGUAUUAAAGAUUUAUAUCAAGUUAUCCUUGAAUGCCGUACACACGAACAAAUUUUCCUCGUCCUUUAGUGCAAGGCUCCUUGGCAAGGAGAAAUUGUCAAUUUUUUGUCGUACACACGAGCAAAUAAAACUUGUCAAAAAAAAAUUGCCAGUCUGUAUACGGAGCUUAAUUUGUAAAUUUCUGUACGUGUUGUACGUCGCUGACAGAUUAGUAAACUCACAAAAGAUGCAUGUCAAUCUCUGGGAAAUGGAAUACAAAAAGAAGCUGUAUAGUCAUAUAGGUUACAUAAAAUAGGCUAUUAUAAACUGACAGUUAAAAUAUAUUAAAAUUAAAUAUAUAUAUCCAUCUUUCAGUUCGUGCUUGGAUUCUACAUUUGCCUAUCUGUAUACAAGGCGUAUAUAAGACUUGGCAUAAAAAAGGGCAUUAUAAUUUAAAAUAUUAUAGGAAAAUAUCUGUGUUUGUUCAUAACAACAGAUGCAUAGACAAACGCGCAUAUAGUAAAAAUAAUUUUAGUAAAUUAUUUUCAUGAUUUUUUUUGUGCCAUGUAGAAAAGCCGGUGCUAAUAUGAAUGCAACGACAUGUCUUAAUGAAUUACUUCGUAGAUAUGACAAAAGAAUUAGACCUGGUAUAUUUGGUAAGUCACGUAGUCGUAUAGGAUUUUGUUUGGACACAAAGGUUCCGGCUACGUUCCCCGGAAUUUAUUCCAGGAACAUUUUUUGCAGUAACAAAGCCUGAAUAAAUUUAUAUCUCAUCGCUCCAGCGAAUGAGUGUCUGGCAACGUGCAGAAAUAUUUUUGGCAGUAAUAAAACCUCAACCCACGUACUUAUACCUCACUGCACACGCCAUCAAACGUCAGAUUGACGUUCGGAUCACGAAGUGAUGGCGUAGAAGGGGACUGAAACCAGUGAGCUCCAUAUAUAUCUGGAGUAAGAACUUCAGUCAUUCGGUCUAUACGAGAAAAGUGAAGCCAAGAUGGCGACCAUUGACGUCCAAUAACUCUAAAGGUCGUAAACAACUUUCACACCAUUCUCCCCAGUAUCGCUAACCAAGUUAUCAGUUCAUAAAACCAUAGUGUUAUUCUUUAAAUCGAUGUCAAGAUACGAAAUUUCGGCACACUCCUUGCCAAAAUGAGCUAUUGGACGUCAGCUCCAGUCCCCUUCUAUUGUUUUUGUCUGCCCGGUUAACACGAAGCUGGCUUCACUUUUUGGACUCGCCCCAGAUAUAUAUGGAUCUCACUGAAUGAAACUGACUUACGGAUGACGUGGAGAGCUGCUACCAUUGGUGACGCGAGGCUUCACCCUUUACUACCAAACGAAUGAACCUUAUCGUUCCAGUUAAAAGAAUGCAGUUCACUCUUGCCCACAUGGCAAGCCGUUGGGAUUUCAGGCUUUUCGUGGUUAACAUGGGGAGGGAGUUUCACCCAACUUUGAGAUGAGCUCCAAUGCCUUAACGUAUAUCUUGCACACUUUCAAGUUGGCUUCAGGGUUUUUCUAUAACGAAGCAGUGGACGACCUUAACUUCGGAGACCAAAGUUUAGGUGUCCAUAGAAAAGACCUAGUCUUGCCCUUCCACACGAACUGCAGUAUAUGGCCACUUCACCGUAGUUAAAAACUUUCAUUCAAUUCGAUCGCAUUUCGCAAUAACUUCAAACCUUUCAAAUAUAUAGAUAAGAGACUUUUGAUGUGACGCUAUGUUAUGUAUUGUACGUUUAGAGAAACCAACAGUUGUUAAAGUGGAUAUUCUUAUAGCAAACUUCUGGACGAUAGAGGAAGCUAACAUGGUAAAUAUGGUUUAUUGAUGCAUGCAGCACACUAUAGUACGGUCUAUCGAUGAUAAAGGAUUAAGUUGUAUGUAUAUAUUGUUAUAGCAGAAUAGCCAACAAUACGGUUUCCAUGAUUGAUAAACAAUAGAAUGAUUACAUUGAUAUUGUUGUUGUUGAAGUUGAGCCAAUGUUGGCCUAUUUUUUUAUCAAAACCUGCUCAAAAUCAACGAAUAAACAAUGAUCAUGCAUGCAUGCACCAUCAGGGCCCGCGGAGCGUAUUAGAGAGUGGGGGGGCUAAAUCAUCAAUAAAACCCCCAAUUAAUUAAUUUAGAAAGUUUCAUUUAGAUUUCUAUUUUAAUAAUUUUGGCUGUCAAAAAGUGGGGGGGCUCCCCCCGUCUCCGCGGUCCCUGACCAUGUGUCCAUGUAAACACGACUGUUAAGGCAAGGAACACAGCAAUGAUAUAACAGUGUGCGUUGUGGAUCGGAACCCUAUAUAGUUGCAUGUUCAUCCUUUUGGGCAGGUUGCUCCAAUAUUGACAGUUAAACACAGCUUUAACAAACCCAUAUGCCUUCAUGGGAAAACGCACUUUGCUUUUCAUGAAAUGCUGAACGUUGUGUCCGAAUGUUUAAAUGGCUUUCAGAAACCGUUACGAAAGCGUCGAACCGUAAACGAACACCGUUUGCUGAACGACUGCCCUUUUAUUUGCAAAGGUUUGUGCGUGAACGCGCAAACGCGUUUGGACGUCAUUCGUCUUUUUUGAAUCACACAUACAAGACUUCACUACGUUGACAGCACUGUCUGUUAUAGAGUUUUAUGAUUCGCUCAAUUUCAAUUUAUCCCAGGCUACACCACAACGUUGGUUGAAUUAACAACAGUGCCAACUGUAACAUCAUGUUAAAUAUGAAAUUAUUAUCCAAAUUACAAUGGUGCUAUUCAGCUAUAUCUGUAGUAUGUUUUGCAUUCUGUAGGAUUUCACAGUGGAUUUCUACCUGCGACAAUACUGGACGGACGAACGCCUGGUUUUUGAGGCAGAUGAUAAACACGAAAAGUUAACUUUAACCAGCGAAAUUUGGAAAGAAAUAUGGCUUCCUAGUACUUAUUUUAUUGGCAGUAAAAAGGCGUAUUUUCAUGAUGUAACCACGGAUAAUUAUUUACUUCAAAUAGGUCAAAAUGGCUCGAUAUUCUUUAGUAUGAGGUAUGUACAAUGA
This is a messenger RNA of Paramuricea clavata, 3083 nucleotides long. The record is from the annotation of a GenBank genome assembly. NCBI's taxonomy places the organism in Eukaryota, Metazoa, Cnidaria, Anthozoa, Malacalcyonacea, Plexauridae.